AUGAAAGAGAACAGGAUCUACGAUGCAUAUAGGAAAUUAAAGUACUUCUGCAAAUCCAGUUGCUUUGUGAAACUUCCUAUGAUUGUCUUAGCAAAUGGGAAAACCAUAACGGACCAAGAUGAGCAAAUGGCACUGUGGCUGGAUCAUUAUAUGUCGAUUUUUGACUCCCGCAAGGCUACUCCUUUAACUACUGUGAAUUCUCACACUAUUAUAUCCCCGGCUGGUUUCUCUUCAAAUGAAAUCUCGAAUAUCGUAAAGAAACUACGGAACAAUAGAGCUCCGGGUUUGGAUAACAUUACUGCUGAAUAUUUAAAAAUAUCCCCGAACCUAAUCUCUUCUUUUCUCUUGCUCUCUUUAACAAAAUUUGGGAAAGAACCUAAGAAAUUCGCGGACUAUCGGGCAGUAGCUCUGACCUCCUGCGUAUCGAAAGUCUUUAUGACACUCAUCAAGAAUAGGAUCUUAACUUCACCCCUUCUUCUUUCUAAAUAUAUCUGUGCAUAUAGGCCAAAUAAAAACAUUUUGGAACCUAUUUUAUCGCUGAAAAUAAUUAUGCAAAAGUGCUGGAAAUAUAGGAUUCCGUCUUAUUACACUUUUAUUGACUUUAGUAGGGCCUUUGAUAAUGUAGACCAUAACGCCUUAUGGGUAGCACUAUCAGAGUGUGGUAUCGAACAAAAUAUUAUCUCCAUCUUAAGGAAUCAUUAUUCCAAAUUAACUUCAUGUUUUAAAACAAACGAUAAAAUAUCACCCUUCUUCAAGAUAAAAAAGGGAGUAAAACAAGGUUGUACUUUAUCACCACUUCUCUUUAACAUCAUAAUAAAUAAAGUCAUAAAGGAGGUAAAUGCUGCUGCAGACUUGGCUGACUUUGGGUCUAAUGAAAAUUUUCACUUUGUUAAUAAGAUCGUUUCGUAUGCCGACGAUAUUGUUAUAAUAUCAAAAAAUAUUGAAGAGACUGUAUGUCUGAUCUACCCUAUCGAAACCAUAAGCCUCAGAGUUGGUUUAAAAAUUAAUUUUAAUAAAACGGUUAUUCUUUCCUCGCCAAAUACACCACCGCUCCAAAAUCUUUUGGUAGGCGGGAACGUUAUCAAAAAAGUAGAUAAUAUCAAAUACCUGGGUGUGAUGCUCAAUAACAAGGGGGAAUGUAAAGAGGAAAUGAAGAUUAGAACGCAAAAAGCCAAAAGAGCGUUCUAUAUGUACAUGAAAAUCUGGAAGUCGAAGGAAAUAUCGGUUUUUACGAGGUUGAGGCUUUUCAACUCUGCUAUUAUCCCCAUUUUAUUAUAUGGAAGUGACAUAUGGGAAGUUAACAAGACGGACUUAAGACGUAUCCAAUCCUUUAUAAAUAAUUGUCUGAGAACCAUAAAUGGUAUUUUUUAUCCCAAAGUCAUCUCUAACUCUAACCUCUGGAGGAAAUCUAGCCACACUCCGAUAAAUAUUACGUUAAAAAAACGUCGGAUACAGUUCCUAGCCCAUAUAAUAAGAAAUUCAGAUCACAACCUUGUACAUUAUGCUAUCGUUUGGUUAUAUACACAUAAAGGGAAACAGUAUACUAAAUAUAAAUCGUUAUGGUAUUACAAAGCUAUAAAAGACGUGAUGGAGCUGAAUGUAAACAUGAAACAAUUUAUAAAGCUUAAUAAUUGCAAAAGAAAAAUAUUUAAAAACCAAGCAAAAAUUGAAGAAUCACUUCCUAUUAUAUCACAAUAUUUUGUUAAAGAUAAUAAAAAGGUUAAAUCGGAUUUAUUAGAUUUGGAGAACAAAUUGCAAAGAAUUAAUUAUCCAUACAGUUCAAACAAUCAAAACAAAAUACAAAACUAUUCUAAUACAAAUAUAAAAUCUUAUAGCCAAAAUUCAAUUUACAAUUCAUUGAUAUUAGAUCAUUUAAAAAAUAUUCAAUUUGAAAAUUUAUCGGAAAGAGAAAUAUCAAAACUUUUGAUAUACAAACGCAAGCUAAUUGAAGCUGACCUAAACUUAUAUUUUGGAUUGCCUGAUGCCAAAGUUAAAAUUUCAAGUGUGCCCUGUUAUGGAUGUGGUGCCUUUUUGCAAUGUAAGGAUGACACUUUGGCUGGAUAUGUGCCUAGUAAUCUUUUUAAAUCUAAAACUAAUUUAGGAGAUAUUUUAUGCCAAAGAUGUAGUUUGCUGACACAUUUUAAUUAUCCAAUUAAUGUAAGGGUUGAUCAUGAAAAAUAUUCAAAGACUUUGCAUCACAUUAAAAAUGAAGAUGGAUUAGUACUUUUAUUAUUAGAUAUAUUUGAUAUUAAUCAUUCAAUAAAACAUGAUAUAUUGGAGAUCAUAGGACAAAAUAAAUAUUUUUAUAUUAUCGGUAAUAAAAUAGAUCUUUUGCCAAAAGAUUCAUCAAAUUGGCUAAGAAGAGUUAAAACAAUUUUAAAAAAGGAAGUCUUGAAUACUUUAAAUUUAGAUGUGGAAAAAUUAAUGGGAAUUUCUUUGAUUAGUGCCAAAUCUGGUUAUGGAGUUGAAAAUCUAAUUACAAAAUUACAAACUUUAUAUAACAUUAAUGGAAAUGUAUACUUAAUUGGCUGUGCAAAUGUUGGAAAAUCUACAUUAUUUAACACCCUUUUACAUUCAGAUUAUAGUAGAGGUCAUGCUAAUGAAAUAAUUAAUAGAGCCACUACUUCAACUUGGCCUGGGACUACUUUGAACAUGCUAAAUUUUCCCCUCAACAAACCUUCUACAUGGAAGUUAGCUGCGAGAAAUCGAAGACUGAAUUAUAUUUCAAAAUUUAAAAAAUAUAUUCAAUCAGGAAUUUAUGAACCGAAUUCUCAAUUUUCUCAAACAAAUGUGAACCCGUAUUAUGACAAAUUAAUAUCAGAGGCUUUAACAGUGUCCAAAUCUUACGAUUCUUCUCCCAGCAUUGAAACAGAACUAGAUUCAUUAGUGCCAAGUGAUAUAGCUUCUUUGAUAAACAGUUCAGCUAGAUCUAUCAAAAAGUAUUCGAAAGAACCAAAUUCAGAUAAUAAUAUAGACCCAAAAAACACCAUUUCUAAUCUAUCUUCUGAUCACCGGCUUAUCAGAUACAGAAAUCAACAUUUGGAAAAGAUAUCAAAUCUCAAACAUAGUAGCACAACAAUGCGCCAGAAUUAUAUGAGAGCAGGAAAGCGAUUGUAUGACACACCAGGCUUAGUUAACAAUGAUCAAAUUUUGAAUUUAUUAACUUUUGACGAAAUUAUUCACGUGAUACCAAAAGUAACCGUAAAUCCUCGUACUUGCAUUCUUACCCCUGGCAUGUCGUUAUUGGUUGCGGGUCUCGCUCGGAUUGAUUAUUUACAAGGGCAGGAAUCCAUAUUUUUAACAAUGUUUGUUUCUCAAGAUCUUCCUUUAAAUGUUGUCGAAACUUCCAAGGCCGAGACAUUUUAUGCCGAAAAUUUGAGAAAUUUUAGUCUCAAGGUACCUACAGGUUCUAAUGAACGACUGUUGGAAUUCCCUCCGUUAACCUCGAAAGAUUUUGAGAUUAAUGGCGAUGAUAAAUGGAAAAGCUCUGCCGAUAUUUUAUUAUCAUCACUCGGCUGGGCUUCAUUUACCACGGAUCAAAAUAACAUGGCUACGAUAAGGGCCUAUACCCCAGCAGGCAAAGGAUUGGGUCUAAGAAAACCGGCUCUUUUACCAUUCGCCGUUAAUAAACGGGGCGGGUUGAGUAAAGUACCGAAUGUAUAUCACACGCUUCCUUUCGAAAAAUGGACCACUUAAUAUUCCAAAAAUGCCCGUUAUACCAUGUAUUCGUAUUGCUAUAUGGAAGUAUCUUUGGCGAUUACGCCUUCAUUGAAUUAUAUUAAUAUAAUAUAUUUUUUUAAAAAAAUACACAUAAAUAUUUAUAAUUGUGAAAUGUAAAUAUGCCACGAAAAAUAUUUUGAUAUGAUGUUUUUUUUAUUAUUCUAUAUAAAUUUUCAUAUUAAAUAAUAACUUGCUCACAGAUUAAUAAUUUA
Gordionus sp. m RMFG-2023 is the source of this 3932-nucleotide messenger RNA. RefSeq lists its product as uncharacterized. NCBI's taxonomy places the organism in Eukaryota, Metazoa, Nematomorpha, Gordioida, Chordodea, Parachordodidae. The coding region runs from base 1 to 3696 and encodes 1231 amino acids. The transcript has 13 exons. Gene Ontology annotation, molecular function: GTP binding. The record is from RefSeq and is a predicted model, not a curated record.